UUUUCUUUUCAAGAUUCCGUCUCAAAUAUUGGUUAUUGGACUUUUUUCAUGGUUUCCGAGUAUUCGGAUCGCUCGGGUCACAGAUCAAGGAAUUUUCAGGCAUUCUUGUGUCUUCGAUAACGAGCUAUAAUUAUAUUAAUAAGAUGGCCGAGCCGUGGAAAAAAUGAAACUCCUUAUCUAUACAAAUAUCCGCGUGCGCCCCAAUUUAUGUAUAUAUAUGUUUUUUUUGUUUUAUUCUGUUAAUUUUUAUUGUUUGUCUAUCAUUCUAGAUACCAGUUCGCGGAAAUGAAUCAUGUAAUCUCUGCGCACGGGUACUGCUGAUGGUAUCUGGUCCGAGAUCUAGAUUUAGGUUCAAUGUAUCGUGUUAUUCUUGCGCUCCUCUUGGUUGUCACGAGCCAUCCGACUUAUCAUCUCUCGCCUGUCGACUUGUCCAGAGUGCGGGUGGAUUAAUGACUCAUAUCAAUCCUCUAAGGUUAUAUGACGAUCCCGGAUUUGUACUUUGCACCAUUGAGUAACUAACGGCAACGCGAAACUUACGAUGAUCAGAAAUAAACUCGUGGACAGGGAAUUUCCCUGGAACUUAUCCCCCGAUUCCCGGGAGCAUACACAGCGGUCCAGUUGAUCAUGAUAAACACUUGUUUACUUUCUUCUGUUCAUAAACAUUCCAAUCGAAUUUUCGGCAAUUAAGAUGAAAAUAGCCAUCCGAAUUGCGUUAUCUUGUUUACAGCUUGUUUGCAGUAAAAUGCAAAAACAUAAAACAGCUCCAGAGGAUAUUCGCCAGCUGAUACAUUGCUUUGCGGAAGUUAAUGAAUCGCCAUGCAAAUAUGUGCAGCCAUGAUGCAGUGUAUCCUUCAUAAGAUCAUUAUUAUUGUUAUUAAUUUAAUGCUUUUUUAGCUGUGAUCUACACAUUCUUUUCGGGAGAGAUGCUUGGUAAGGUUGAGUAGUCUAGUUCCGAUAGAGAUACAGGUUCAAGGUUCAGUUCUAUCAUCCACUAAAGAAAUGUUUAUUUUAAAAGAGUGGGGAACUCUCUCUCUCGGAAAGACUGCGUUUUAAGAGUGCAGUAGAUCAUUUUGAAAUCGUUACACAUUUUAUUUACGAGCGUCUGUAGUGGUACAUGUAUAAAAAUAACAAUAGCGCCCGUUGUAAACAAAAUGUCUAGUGUCAGUUUGGUUGUUCUGUCUGUGCUAGUAUUUGCAAGUGCCGGCCAUUCGGCCACUGGACAUAGGCAUUUGCGCUCCGUUUUCGGUGCAAUUUUUGAUGCUAGACCUGUGGUCAGUAUCGAGCCUCCAGCAACCACUUGUGUUGGAUGCUCCAAGAAGUAUACGGUUGUAGAAGCAGAAAACCAGUAUACGAUCCCGGAAACUGAACACUACAGCGUCACCGAGCAGGAAUUUACGGCUCUACGGAUAGAGUACAUAAAAAAUCAAAUCCUGAAGAAGCUGAGGCUGAAGGAGAAGCCUCAAGUUUCCAUGGCUCAUCUUCCGCAACCAGUGACUGAAAACGAAUCUAUACUUCAACAGUUGGACGAGUUUACUGAAAAUAGAUACUCUGAUGACUUUUAUGGUAAAACCACUCAGGCUAUCAUUUUUCCAUUCGAAGAUGAAGCGCGAUGUGUUAGGAAAAUUCGACAUCCUUCAGCUUGUAUUCCAUUCCAAAUGCCAACCGACAUCCACGCAUCUGAUGUGAGUUCUGCUGAGCUUUGGUUCUACAAAGACGCUGAUAUACUCGAUGACCACAAUCAAACAUUUGUAAUAUCAGAGGUGGCACAUUGGGAUACGAAUAAGAGUUUCCAAAAGAACAAGCCUAUAGCCAUCCACGAGACCAAUCUAAAUAUGGGAUGGUUGAAAAUUGACGUAGCGUAUGUGGUGAAGAACUGGUUGGAGUAUCAGGACUCUCCUACGCACGCCAUCAACGUCGCAUGUAAAACAUGCGGAAUGGACAUUCAUAAAUCUCCUGUCUCCUUUAAACCGGCCCUUAAACCCUUUCUUGUGAUCUACACCCACUCGCAGCAACGCAGGACACAGCAUCGUCGUACUAAGCGACAAAUCAAUUGUGGUCCAGGUGUCAACGAAUGCUGUAGAGAAAGCUUGUAUGUUUCCUUCGCGGAAAUCGGUUGGGAUGACUGGAUCAUACAGCCUGCAGGAUACAAUGCGUACUUCUGCAAGGGUUCCUGUGCAACAGCAGCCUCAGUUACUCUAAGCGCCACACAGCACAAUUCCAUUUUACAUAAAGUUAUGUACGGCACCAACCGGAACUCAGCUCAGAAACUGGAAUUGACACCUUGCUGCGCUGCAACGCAAUUCCAACCACUGCAACUAUUGUUCAUGGACAAUAACAAGACCAUCACAACGAAACUUCUGUCAAAUAUGAUCGUCGAUUCCUGUGGAUGCAUGUAAUGUAGCUCUAAAUCUUAGCAGUAUUUCAAAGAAAACGGUGAUUUAUAAUUAUUUAAGUAACUUUUUGCGUUACUAAACCCACUUCCCAAUCAUAGUCUACUUUCUGCUAUUUCUAGAGUCAUUUAAUUGCAGUUACCAAUUUUUGUUUUCUUGUUUUCUAUAUAAAUUUUAUGUUUUCUUUUGA
Molecule: messenger RNA, 2580 nt
Organism: Nicrophorus vespilloides
Lineage: Eukaryota; Metazoa; Arthropoda; Insecta; Coleoptera; Silphidae
Product: growth/differentiation factor 8-like
Biological process (GO): BMP signaling pathway; SMAD protein signal transduction
Cellular component (GO): extracellular region
Molecular function (GO): growth factor activity; cytokine activity
Source: RefSeq, a predicted model, not a curated record